AUGGCCGCCUCAGACGUCCGCAUCGAAACCAUCACAAACCCUGAAGACUUCACAGGCGCCUUCAGAGCCAGUGCCAAUGCCUUCGGCCACCAAACCAAAGAUGCCGUCUGGAUCGCCUUCAACCCCGACUGGGAUACCCCCGAGGGCGUAAAAGUCGGUGCCCAACGCAUGGUCGACCGCUUCUCGUCAAUCACCAAGAACCGUGACGGCCAGCCCAAUACCGUCUUUGUCAAAGCCACCCUCGGCGACACCAUCGCCGGCCUCGCAAUCUGGCAGCAAGCUUCCGUCGUAGACGGCUUCGGCGAUGCACCCAAGGAUCUGAAUGAGGGCGGGCUUCUGGAGAAGCUCUACCCUGGGAAUGAGGCUGAGCAGAGGUUUCUUGCUCAGGCGGAUGCCUCGCUGUUUGGACGCCGAAGGGAGAUCAUCAAGGAGAAGGCUUCUGCAUCCCCACCGGCGGUUUUCGUGAUGGAUCUCUGUGCCGUGGAUCCGCAGUUUCAGAGGAGGGGAAUUGCGAGGAAGUUGGUACAAUGGGGACUUGAUGAGGCUGAGCGAAGAGGUAACCUGGAAUGUAUCACUGAGGCGUCGACGAUGGGAAGGUUGGUGUAUCUGCAGCAGGGUUUUAAGCAGGAAGGGGAGGAGACUGUGUAUAAGGUUGAUGAGGAGUUUAGGGAUCGAGAUCUGCCUUCGAAUAUCGUUCUCAGGACAGGCGGGCAAUAG
This is a messenger RNA of Fusarium sp. VM40, 717 nucleotides long. The record is from the annotation of a GenBank genome assembly. Lineage: Eukaryota; Fungi; Ascomycota; Sordariomycetes; Hypocreales; Nectriaceae.